Molecule: messenger RNA, 456 nt
Organism: Lotus japonicus
Lineage: Eukaryota; Viridiplantae; Streptophyta; Magnoliopsida; Fabales; Fabaceae
Exons: 1
Coding region: 1-456 (151 amino acids)
Source: RefSeq, a predicted model, not a curated record
AUGGCGAUGAGCACGGUUUCCGACGCGGUAAAGUGUAGAAUGUUUACUUCCACACUCCGAGGAGCAACUAUGGAUUGGUUUGUGGCUAUGCCUCAAGGAUCCUUAGCCAAGUUCCGCGACUUCACACCAAAAUUCCUUGACCAUUUCUCCACGAGAACAAUCGAAGAUCUGUUUGACAUGCGGCAGCAGGAGCGUGAAACCUUGGAACAAUAUAUGAAACGGUACAGUGCUGCAUCCACAAGGUUUGAGGAACUGGAGCCACGCAUAUGCGUGUGUGCUUUCAAAGGAGGUUUAUCCCGGGGAAAGUUUAGCCGCGAACUAAGUAGGGAGCUGGCAUGCUCAGUGACAGAAGUCCGCGCCCGAGCGCAAGACUACAUCCUAGAAGAAGAAAUUGAAGCACACAAAAGGAAGCAAGAGAGGGCGGCGAACGUGGCGCUGACGAGGAAACGGGUAUAG